CAACGACGUAAGAGGUAUUGUAAAAUACUACAACAACAACAAAUUGCAAAACGAACUGAUCGAAGAAUGGCUCAAAAAAUAUAUCCUGAACAAUUGCUACGGCUUCAAGAAGAACAUAAAAGGGCAAUUAAAGACACUAGCGACCAAAUAGAGCAGUGGUUAAAGUUUAAAUCAGAUUAUGAAGCUCUGAAGACAAGACUUGAAACCUUGCCUGAUCAAGUAACACAUGAUGUCAUGGUUCCAUUUGGUAAAAUGGCAUUUAUGCCAGGACAGCUGGUCCAUACAAAUGAGAUUUUAGUAUUGCUAGGUGAUAAUUGGUUUGUUGAAAGAUCUGCCAAACAAGCGUCAGAGAUUGUUGAUCGGAGAAUUGAAGCUGUGGAUAAACAAUUAAAGGAGUUAAACAAGCAGAUGCAGCUGUUAGAGCCGAGAAAACAGUUUACAUUGGAACUUCAGGAAUUGUCAAAGGAAGGAGGAGAAAUGGUGGACAUACGAGAGAAGUAUGAUGAAGAGAAGGAAAAACAAUGGAAAGAUACUCAUAAAAAACAUGUUAAAGAAUAUAGAAGCAGACUGAAAAAGGAAGAAGAAAGACAGCAAAUCAGACAACAACCUGAGCAGACUGGUUCUUCUGGACUCACUGAUGAAGAACUCUGGGCCAGACUGGACCAACUUGAGAGCAUAGAGAGUGAAAGGAAGGAAAUACAAAGAAUUGGUACACAUGCUGAGAAGAGAUUGGAAGGCUACAAAUUCCCAGACUUUCACCACAAUAGACAAACAGUUGAAGAUAAUUAUCCUGACUCUGACCAGUCAAAUAGUCAUGAUGAGGAAGAAUCGUCGUACACAGCUUCGGAUGAACUUGAUUCCGAUGAUUAUGAUGAUGAUGAUGUAAAACAGGAGGAAGAGGAACAACUAGAGAGCAAAGGAACACUCAUUACAUUCUCUCAUAGUCAGAAUACAGAAAUGGGGCAGUCUGCAGGUUCUACUGAUCAAACUACAACUAUGAGUGGCCCAGGGGACAUCUAUGCUAAAUAUGUAGAUUGUGUGAAAGCACAAACUUCUGGUAUAUUAAAGAAAUCUCCCAGUGAACAGAGGAAGAAGGUGAAACAUAAAACAAAGAAAACCGUGGUAUCAUUUGAUACGGGUUCUGAAGAUGAGAGGGAUGUCAAACAGAACACAGCUGUACAGCAAAGUUCACUUGAACCAGCUUUCUCAGGAACAGUUGUUGAAAAAUCUGUUUUAGGAAAAAACACACAAGAGUUACCUCCAAAAUCAAACCAGGCGGCGCCACAGAAACCUGUAUCAAAGUUUAAGGCAAUGUCAGCCAAUCAAAACAGAGAUAAGAUUGAGAGUGUUUCACAGUUAACCAAUCAGACUGAUUCUUCCAACAUAAAACCUGUUUCAAAAUUUAAAGCUCAGAGACAGAUGACUAGGAGAUAACAUUGAGAUUUCAUUUCAUUAAAAUAAAACAUUCUA
Molecule: messenger RNA, 1470 nt
Organism: Ruditapes philippinarum (Manila clam)
Lineage: Eukaryota; Metazoa; Mollusca; Bivalvia; Venerida; Veneridae
Product: unconventional prefoldin RPB5 interactor-like
Exons: 9
Coding region: 67-1434 (455 amino acids)
Biological process (GO): negative regulation of phosphatase activity; negative regulation of transcription by RNA polymerase II
Molecular function (GO): phosphatase inhibitor activity; transcription corepressor activity; chromatin binding
Source: RefSeq, a predicted model, not a curated record